Cavia porcellus (domestic guinea pig) is the source of this 4673-nucleotide messenger RNA. It is a transcript of the gene Itga11, whose product is annotated as integrin subunit alpha 11. Gene Ontology annotation, cellular component: external side of plasma membrane; integrin complex. Gene Ontology annotation, biological process: cell-matrix adhesion; cell adhesion mediated by integrin; integrin-mediated signaling pathway. Lineage: Eukaryota; Metazoa; Chordata; Mammalia; Rodentia; Caviidae. The transcript has 30 exons. The coding region runs from base 98 to 3664 and encodes 1188 amino acids. Gene Ontology annotation, molecular function: integrin binding. The record is from RefSeq and is a predicted model, not a curated record.
CCGCGCCGCGCACAGGGAGCCGGGCGCCCGCGAGCACAGAGACUCGAGGCUCCGCUCGCCGCCCGGACUGGACCCGACCCGACCCAGCCGCGCGCCUAUGGACCUGUCCCGGGGCCUCGUGGUGGCCUGGGCGCUCAGCCUGUGGCCAGGAUUCACAGACACCUUCAACAUGGACACCAGGAGGCCGCGGGUCAUCCUGGGCCCCAAGGCCGCCUUCUUUGGCUACACGGUACAGCAGCAUGACAUCGGUGGCAAGAAGUGGCUGGUUGUGGGUGCCCCACUGGAAACCAAUGGUCACCAGAAGACAGGAGACAUUUACAAGUGUCCUGUGAUCCAGGGCAACUGCACCAAACUCAACCUUGGAAGGGUCACCCUGUCCAACGUGUCAGAGCGCAAGGACAACAUGCGUCUGGGCCUCAGCCUCGCCACCAACCCCAAGGACAACAGCUUCCUGGCCUGCAGCCCACUCUGGUCUCACGAGUGCGGAAGCUCCUACUACACCACGGGGAUGUGCUCACGAGUCAACGCCAACUUCCGGUUCUCCAAGACCGUGGCCCCAGCCCUCCAGAGGUGCCAGACCUACAUGGACAUCGUCAUUGUCCUGGAUGGCUCCAACAGCAUCUACCCCUGGGUGGAGGUCCAGCACUUCCUCAUCAACAUCCUGAAGAAGUUCUACAUCGGCCCAGGGCAGAUCCAGGUUGGAGUUGUGCAGUAUGGAGAAGAUGUGGUCCACGAGUUUCACCUCAAUGACUACAGGUCUGUCAAGGAUGUGGUAGAAGCUGCCAGUCACAUAGAGCAGAGAGGAGGAACUGAGACCCGGACAGCAUUUGGCAUUGAAUUUGCUCGCUCCGAGGCCUUUCAGAAAGGCGGCAGGAAAGGUGCCAAGAAGGUGAUGAUUGUCAUCACGGAUGGGGAGUCCCAUGACAGCCCCGACCUGGAGAGGGUGAUCCAGCAGAGCGAGAGGGACAACGUGACGAGAUAUGCGGUGGCUGUCCUGGGCUACUACAACCGUAGGGGCAUCAACCCAGAAACUUUUCUAAAUGAAAUCAAAUACAUCGCCAGCGACCCGGAUGACAAGCACUUCUUCAAUGUCACCGAUGAGGCAGCCCUGAAGGACAUCGUGGAUGCCCUGGGGGAAAGGAUCUUCAGCCUAGAAGGCACCAACAAGAAUGAAACCUCCUUUGGGCUAGAGAUGUCCCAGACGGGCUUCUCCUCGCAUGUGGUGGAGGACGGAGUCCUGCUGGGUGCUGUGGGUGCCUAUGACUGGACCGGGGCUGUGCUGAAGGAAACGAGCGGCGGCAAGGUGAUCCCUCUGCGCGAGUCUUACCUGAAGGAGUUCCCCGAGGAGCUCAAGAACCACGGCGCAUACUUGGGGUACACGGUGACGUCGGUCGUGUCCUCCAGGCAGGGGCGGGUGUACGUGGCUGGAGCCCCCCGGUUCAACCACACAGGCAAAAUCAUCCUGUUCACCAUGCACAACAACCGGAGCCUCACCAUCCACCAGGCUCUGCGGGGAGAGCAGAUCGGCUCCUACUUCGGGAGCGAGAUCACCUCCGUGGAUGUGGAUGACGACGGGGUGACCGACGUGCUGCUGGUGGGGGCGCCCAUGUACUUCAGCGAGGGCCGCGAGCGGGGCAGGGUGUACGUGUACCAGCUGAGACAGAGCCGGUUCGUUUACAACGGGACGCUGCGGGACUCCCACGGGUACCAGAACGCGCGGUUCGGGGCCUGCAUCGCCGCAGUCCGGGACCUCAAUCAGGACUCCUACAACGACGUAGUGGUGGGCGCCCCGCUGGAGGACGGCCACCAGGGAGCCAUCUACGUGUUCCGCGGCGCCCCGGGCGGCAUCCUGAAGACGCCGUCGCAGAAAAUUAUAGCUUCCAUGCUGGCUCCUGGCCUCCAGUACUUUGGCUGCAGUAUCCAUGGGCAGCUGGACCUCAAUGAGGAUGGGCUGGUGGACCUGGCUGUGGGUGCCCUGGGCAGCACUGUGAUUCUGUGGGCCCGGCCUGUGGUCCAGAUCAAUGCCAGCCUCCGCUUCGAGCCACCCAGGAUCAACAUCUUCCACAAGGACUGCAAGCGCAGCGGCAGGGAUGCCACCUGCCUGGCCGCCUUCCUCUGCUUCACACCCGUCUUCCUGGCCCCCUAUUUCCAGACGGCAGAUGUGGGCAUCAGGUACAAUGCCACCAUGGACGAGAGGCGCUACAUGCCUCGGGCGCACCUGGACGAGGGCAGCGACCAGUUCACUAACAGGGCAGCGCUGCUGUCCGCCGGCCAGGAGCACUGCCAGCGGCUCAGCUUCCACGUCCUGGACACUGCUGACUACGUGAAGCCAGUGGCCUUCUCAGUUGAGUAUUCCCUGGAGGACCCUGAGAAUGGCCCCGUGCUGGAUGAUGGCUGGCCCACCACUCUCAGAGUUUCGGUGCCCUUCUGGAAUGGCUGCAAUGAGGACGAGCACUGCAUCCCUGACCUGCUGCUGGAUGCCCGCAGCGACCUGCCCACUGCCCUGGAGUACUGCCAGAGGGUACUGAGGAAGCCCACGCAGCACUGCUCGGCCUACACGCUGUCCUUUGACACCACGGUUUUCAUCAUAGAGAGCACGCGUCGGCGGGUGGCCGUAGAGGCCACACUGGGGAACAGGGGCGAGAACGCCUACAGCGCUGUGCUGAACAUCUCCCAGUCCCCUAACCUGCAGUUUGCCAGCCUGGUCCAGAGGGAUGACUUGGACAACAGCAUCGAGUGCGUGAAUGAGGAGCGUGGGCUGCACAAGAGAGUCUGCAACGUCAGCUACCCCUUCUUCAGGGCCCAGGCCCAGGUGGCUUUCCGGCUAGAGUUCGAGUUCAGCAAGUCUGUCUUCCUGAACUACCUGGAGAUCCAGCUCAGCUCCGGCAGUGACAGCGAUGAGCAGGACAGCACCAAGGAAGACAACACAGCCCUCCUGCGCUUCCACCUCAAGUACGAGGCAGACGUGCUCUUCACCAGGAGCAGCAGCUUGAGCCACUACGAGGUCAAGGCCAACAGCUCCCUGGAGAGCUACGGCGGCCUUGGGCCUCCCUUCCACUGUGUCUUUAAGGUCCAGAACCUGGGCUUCUUCCCCAUCCAUGGUGUGACCAUGAAGAUCACCAUUCCUGUGGCCACCAGGGGCGGCAAUCGCCUGCUGGUGCUGAGGGACUUCUUCACUGACCAGGUGAACACAUCCUGUAACAUCUGGGGGAACACCACCGAGUACCGGGCCACCCCGAUGGACGAAGACUUGAGUCAGACCCUGCGGCUGAACCACAGCAACGCAGACGUGGUCUCCAUCAACUGCCAUGUGCGGCUGGCCCCCAACCAGGAGCUCAGCUUCCACCUGCUGGGGAACCUGUGGCUGAGGUCCCUGAAGGCACUCAAGUUCAGGUCCCUGAAGAUCACGAUGAACUCGGCCCUGCAGAGGCAGUUCCACAGCCCUUUCAUUUUCCGGGAGGAGGACCCCAGCCGCCAGGUCACCUUUGACAUCUCCAAGCAGGAGGACUCACAGGUCUCCAUCUGGAUCAUCCUGGGCAGCACACUAGGGGGCCUCCUCCUGUUUGCCCUGCUGGUUCUGGCUCUGUGGAAGCUGGGCUUCUUUAAAAGUGCCAAGCGCAAGAGAGAGCCUGGCGCAGACCCCAGGCCCAAAGUGCUAGAGUGAGGCACCGGCAGAGGUGUGGAGUUGACAGGGCCACCACGGUCCAGACGGGAUGCAGGCCCAGGCCCACGGCCCCACCGAGCUGGAGCAGAGAGGACGCCGCUGGCUUUGCACUUGACCUCGACUCCCAAGCGCGGUGCCUCCGCCCUCUGGGAUGGAACUUAAGCAGGGCACUGCCCACCUUAGGAGGGUACUGCACCCCAGAUACCAAGGUACCGGCACUCUGCAGGCAGCCCGUCUCUGGAGCAGCCAGGAGCAGGACUGUAAAUACAAACCGCCCUGCACCUCCACCUGAGAGCCACACUGGCCCAGGUCACACCAGCCUCUCCCUGUAGACAGGCCCUUUAGAUGCUCCUGCCUGAGGCUGGGUUGGUCCAGCUGCAGGCCAAGAUGGAGACUCUGGGAAGUGAUGCCACAGGAGCAGGUGAGACCUGCUGCUCUGACCCUGUGGUGCCUGCCCUGGCUGCCGGCCAUCCCUCCCAGCUGCUUCCGUUCCUUGGUACCUCACUGUGGGCAACACAGUUCUCCUGGGCCUACGCAGACCCACCUGUCUCCUGCAGCCUGCCCGACCUUGCCAGCUGCUGGCACGGACUUCCUGGCCUGGCUGCACCCUAGUAGAGGUGAGGGCUGGGAGUCCCUCCUAGCAUCACCUCUGUGUGUACACACACACACACAUACACACACACACACAUGCAUGCACAUACUCCCCACCAGGGCAGGGAACUGCUCGGCACCACAGCAGAGGGGCCCUCUCUGCAAUGCACUGAAUCGGGCAGGACUGUACCCGUGCAGCCUGGUGGUAACCAUCACACCUGCCUGCAGAGGCCAUGAGACCUGGGCCACACUGGCACCCUGAGGCCCACAGGGAUGCAGGUGCCCUGUGGAGUACUGGUGCUUAACCCUUCUUUGAAGUAGAAAUGAAAGAGGGGCUUGUCAAAGGCAUCUGUCCCCCUGUACAUACGACCUUUACUGUCGUAAAUAUUUCUGAGAAAUUAAAAGUGUUUACAACCCA